Molecule: messenger RNA, 3083 nt
Organism: Labeo rohita (rohu)
Lineage: Eukaryota; Metazoa; Chordata; Actinopteri; Cypriniformes; Cyprinidae
Gene: wipi2
Product: WD repeat domain, phosphoinositide interacting 2
Exons: 12
Coding region: 172-1455 (427 amino acids)
Biological process (GO): protein lipidation; protein localization to phagophore assembly site; nucleophagy
Cellular component (GO): cytosol; phagophore assembly site membrane; extrinsic component of membrane
Molecular function (GO): protein binding; phosphatidylinositol-3-phosphate binding; phosphatidylinositol-3,5-bisphosphate binding
Source: RefSeq, a predicted model, not a curated record
AGCCACUGCGCCUGCGCACGAAAAGGUGCAACAGUGGCUGGAGAAAAACAACAACAUUCAUUGGAACAAGGGUGGAACUUAUGGCAGUGCGAGACGACACCAGAUUUCACUGAUCUAACCCACAUCUGAGCCCUUUUCACUUCGGUUUAAUCUGUAAAUGGUGUCGAGCCCAUGAACCUGGCCAGUCAGAGCGGAGAGGCCGGCUGCAGCCAGCUGCUCUUCGCCAACUUUAAUCAGGAUAACACUUCCCUUGCUGUUGGUACCAAGUCCGGGUACAAGUUUUUCUCCUUGUCAUCAGUGGACAAAUUGGAGCAAAUCUAUGAAUGUACUGACACAGAAGAUGUGUGCAUCGUGGAGAGGUUGUUCUCCAGCAGCCUUGUCGCUAUUGUCAGCCUUAAGGCACCUAGGAAGCUGAAAGUCUGUCAUUUCAAGAAAGGGACUGAGAUAUGCAACUACAGCUACUCAAACACUAUACUGGCUGUAAAACUAAACAGACAGAGAUUGAUAGUGUGUUUAGAGGAGUCACUCUAUAUCCACAACAUUAGGGAUAUGAAAGUACUACAUACCAUUCGAGAGACCCCGCCGAACCCUUCCGGACUAUGUGCCCUGUCAAUCAGUAAUGACAACUGCUACUUGGCCUAUCCGGGAAGUGCAACAAUUGGAGAGGUACAAGUUUUUGACACGGUCAAUCUGAGGGCAGCUAACAUGAUACCUGCCCAUGAUAGUCCACUAGCAGCACUGGCGUUUGAUGCAAGCGGCACUAAAUUGGCCACGGCAUCUGAGAAGGGCACUGUAAUCCGAGUGUUCUCCAUUCCAGAGGGCCAGAAGCUCUUUGAGUUCCGGAGGGGAGUAAAGAGAUGUGUGAGCAUCUGUUCCCUCGCCUUCAGCAUGGAGGGACUCUAUCUGUCUGCCUCGAGCAACACGGAGACGGUUCAUAUUUUUAAGCUGGAGACCCAGAGAGAGAAGUCAGUGCCUCAAGAGGAGCCCACUACUUGGACAGGAUACUUUGGGAAGGUACUGAUGGCCUCCACAACAUAUCUGCCUGCACACGUAACUGAGAUGUUCACUCAAGGAAGGGCGUUUGCCACAGUCAGACUGCCCUUUUCAGGUCACAAGAACAUCUGCGCACUGGCCAUAAUCCAGAAGAUCCCACGCCUGCUGGUGGCUGCAGCCGAUGGCUAUCUUUACCUGUACAAUCUGGACCCACAGGAGGGGGGAGAGUGCACACUAAUGAAACAGCAUAAGUUAGAUGGAAGUGCAGAGCCGGCGAAUGAAAUUCUUGAACAAACAGCUCACGACCGGCCACUUGUGGCACAGACCUACAGUGCUGCUGUUGCCAAAGGUUACACUGAGGAUCAGGGGGCUGUAGGGGGUGCUGGAGUGGAGGACGACAUGAACACCCUGCACCUGGACGAAGAGAACGAGCAGCCUCCGUUAAUCCUGGAAACAGACUGAGCCGCCGCCAGUCGCACCCUGGGCGGAAGAUGGAACCGACUGAGUGACAUUGCAGAGGAGAGUUUCCUCCUCUGGUGCUGCUAUGGACAUGUGUGACCUGAUAGAGAAAGGGAUUAAAAGAAAGAUCAUUUUAAAGCAAGCCUAGCUGUAGCCUUAUUCUGUCUGUUGUCGCGUAUAGAUGUCUCCCUUCCCCUACCCUUUGUGGCUUUAUAAAAACCCUGGUGAAUUUUCUUUGCUUUCCUUUUUUUAAUGCCCAGUUAUGUCCUUAAUCAGACCAAAAUAUGAAAUCCAAGCUGCAGGUGUCACGUUUCUUAGCUUUGCAUGUACAUGUGCCAAGAAUAGAAAUCCUAGAAAACCUUUGCUUUCAUGUGGAUGGUUCUGAUGUGUUUGCUGGCCAUUUCUCCUCUUGAACUUUGACAAACACUGCUGUGUUUGUGCAUCUGUGUCUUUUUUUAAUUGUGAUCGAAAGCGAACUGGCUUGCGCCGCCUGCUACUUCACCACACAACUGUGCAGUGUCCGCGUUGUGGAGUCUCUUCCCAAUCAUCAAACAUCUGUGGCUGUGCAAUGGCACCAAGAUGUGAAUAUUGUCCUGUAAUAACAAUGUAUAUGACGUGUUAACAAGACAGCCUGGUUACAGUUACUGUUUAAACAGUGUUUUUAUCAGGCUGAGAGGGUUGUUUUGCGUUUUAUUACUGCAUCUGUAUGUGUAUGUGCACAUGCUUUACAAUACUCUCUUUUAAUUAAUCCCAUGCCACAUUAUGGGUAAUGUGGAGAUCAAAACGUCCUUUCUGGCUUUCAAUUACCCCUAGUGUCUUCAUACGGCCCGAUUUCUUUGGAGAAUUUUCAUUAUUUUAAGUUACAAACACUUCAGUAACCUCAAUAGUAGAACUGAUGACUGAAGGCAUUGACGAUGAGUAUGAUUUCAAAAGGCAGUCUGUAAUCAACUUGUUUCUAGGACAUUGUUUUAUUCUUAAUGAAUGAAGGAAGGAAGGAAGUUGAAGUCAAGCCCUGUCUCUUUGGUUUAUUCUCAAUACCAGCAGCUGACGAUUGCUCACGAGCCUCAUUUUAGGUAGGUUCCUAUUUUGAAGGCCUUGAAUAUAUUUCACUAAAAACAUAAAUCUUUAGUAAAAGGUUGUGGCGUUUAGCUUACAAAUGGGGUUUGUUCUCUCAGACAUCCCUGAGGACUGCAGUCUGAACAAACAGGUCACACGGUCUGGCAGUUGAAUCCAGAACAGGUCAAAUGUUUAAUGUGAUAUCCAGGGUUCUUUUUAAAAAAAUGUGAGGACCAGGGUUUAUGAAUGUGAUUUAUCAAAUAUUCACUAAACAAUGUUAGCCAGUGUGUCCAAAUAAGGACACAGAGCAAACAAACAAUGUAGGCAUUUGGAGAUACUGCCUGAAUUCUACGCGCUCUAAAGAAUCUUGAGAUCAUUUUUAUGCAUGAUUGUCUCUUGAGCAUGUUUUGAUGUUGCAUAUCAACAAAUGUCAACGUCAGUAAUAAAUUGACUUGCGUCCUCAUCAGCCAAUGAGCUCUAAUCCCCCAAGGCCACCUUAAUCUGUUUUCUAAUGAUUUUUGUAUAAAAUGUAAAUUGUUCCAUAUAAAGAUUAAAUAAAUCCUCUGUUGAAAAUG